AUGUGCAACUACAUCUAUAAGGAACUCAGCUGCCAACACCACUACCAUCUGGUAGAAUCAUGGUGUCCCAAGUAUAUCGAGACAGAACGUCGGUGUCCGCCCACCAUUGUGAGCAAGCAGUACUGGGGUGACGACAUUUGUGCUGCCUGUCGCGAACGCCAACAACCCAGCAAUCACCCAUGGGCGAAACUGAUCCAACGCCCCGAGUCACGCUUGUCCUACUCUCCUCAACUUCGUGCGCAAUGA
Messenger RNA from Fusarium subglutinans, 246 nucleotides. RefSeq lists its product as uncharacterized. The transcript is spliced from 4 exons. Lineage: Eukaryota; Fungi; Ascomycota; Sordariomycetes; Hypocreales; Nectriaceae. The record is from RefSeq and is a predicted model, not a curated record. Bases 1 to 246 code for a protein of 81 amino acids.